AUGUGUAUUCUAGGUGAUGGUGUAUACCUUAGUGCUGAAGUUGACAAUUUUGAGAUACCUAUAAUUUUAAAAAACAUUAAUAGACUAAUUGAGGGUAUUAUUAAAAUACUUAAGAGUAAGAAUACCCCAAGAGUGACCGCUGUAAAGGUUCCGAUUACUGAAACAGCAGAGACCAUAAUCACGGCUGCUCAAUCUAGAUAUGGACCAGAAAUCUCAAUCGAGUUAACGCUUGUUGACAGUGAGGGUAAAAUUGUUGAUCCUACAUUAGACAUUGUGGACAUUACGAAUGAAAACUAA
Molecule: messenger RNA, 297 nt
Organism: Dentiscutata erythropus
Lineage: Eukaryota; Fungi; Glomeromycota; Glomeromycetes; Diversisporales; Gigasporaceae
Source: the annotation of a GenBank genome assembly